Colletotrichum phormii is the source of this 1977-nucleotide messenger RNA. Its product is annotated as 15-O-acetyltransferase. Gene Ontology annotation, biological process: mycotoxin biosynthetic process. Gene Ontology annotation, molecular function: acetyltransferase activity. The coding region runs from base 292 to 1833 and encodes 513 amino acids. Lineage: Eukaryota; Fungi; Ascomycota; Sordariomycetes; Glomerellales; Glomerellaceae. The transcript has 5 exons. The record is from RefSeq and is a predicted model, not a curated record.
CGACAUGCCAACUUUGACGCGAUUGAAAGCCCUCAUAGUUUGGUAUUUCAUGACAUUAAAGAGAAUACAUAGCAAGUGUUAGGUCACCGACAGCUUCUGGCCUCUGGCUUCUGGUACAGACUUUGGCAGACCGCAGUCAAAUAAGUGAACUUAUCCAUCCAUUCGAUUCACCUCACUUGACAUUCAACUGAGCAAGAUUUCGUACAUCACUUUUUGACUACGGGAUUUUUCUUCUUUUAUCUACCUUAUCUUACACAUCUUCUCCCAAGACAUCACCUUUGUCUCCUGAUAAUGUCCCUUCCCCCUAUCCCUCGGCUUGAUCCUGCUACCUUCCGCUGGCACCCGUCGCCGGAUGACCCCCGUGCCGUACGGCGCCUCGGGCUCGGCACCGAAGCGUGGGUUGGCUUGCGCGGCCCCAACUCCCGCGGGCAAUAUGAUAAUUACCUUAGCACCACCCUCCGUAUUGAAGCUGUCGGCUUCUCCCUGGCCGGCCUCGCGCGCCAUCUCGCCGACGCGCUGCUCCACGUCCGAUUCCACCACCCCGAGGUCGCCUGCACCACUGCCUGGGCCUCCGAGUACGGGCCCCCGCACAUCACCUACACUCCUCCGACGUCCGAUGCCGAGGCCCUGCAAUGGGCCCGGGCCGCCGUUACCGCAAGGUCCACAUCCCAGACCGGCCUGCAGGUCGCGGCCGAGAUCGGCAAGCAGCGCCAGAUCGACCCCGCCAAGUCCCUCCCGCCCGUGACGCUCGUCGUUGUGGCUGACGUGCAGGACGCGGAAGCGCUGCUGGAAGCUGGCAUCCGCGUGGACAUGCUCGGCGUCUUCAAUCACAUCCACUGGGAUAGCAUUAGCGCGCGCGUCUUCGUGGGGGACCUGCUGCGUCGUCUCGGGGAACAGCUGGGCGCUGGUGAGGCCGAGCCGGCAUCGUCGCAGUACGCUUGGGGUAGCGAGGUUGCUAAUCUGAACGUGCCCGUUCUCGAUGCCUGUAAGGUCGAUGUCGGCGCUCUUGGCGAGGACUACGAGAAGACCCGGGACAAGUUCAUUGCAGCCCUACUCGAAAGCGGAUCUAGCUGGGGCCUCCCUGUUGCUGCCGGUACUGGCGCCCCUCGCACGAUAUGGCGCACAUUCGCCGCCGAGCAGAGCGCUGCCAUCAAGGCAGCCAUCAAGACGCGUCUUGGCCCGAGUUUCACCGUGACUCACCUCGGCCACGCCGCCAUGGUCCUCGCCCUCCUCCGCGCCCGGCCUCUGCCGGCCGACGCCCCGGAUUCCGUCGCGCUCGCCUCCCCACUGCCCGUCAAUGGCAGGCGCUACCUCCGAGGCGACGCGGCGGGGCGCUAUGGCUCGUGCCAGGCCGGCGCCUCGGUGGAGUUCGCACCGCUGCGCGAGUGGGUCGUAGAUGAGAGCAAUGCCGAGGCCGUCCGGGCUACGCUCGGGGCGCUGGCAUCGCACGUCAAGGAGGGCUACGAGUAUUGGCUGCGGAAUGAGUUCCAGCUCGCCGUCGACCAGGCCAAGGGCAACUUCCUCGCGAGCGUGCUGGUUUCUGCACCGCCAUCGAUUCCGCCCACUAGCUUUCCAGUCUUUGCAAGCGACGGCAUCGUGGACAAGUAUGUCCCUGGAGAGGUGCUCGACGCCGUCGGCGAGAAGCUGCUGGUCGUGGAAAGCUGCUUGUUCCACCUUGACACCUAUCUCUCCGACGUGCUCAUCAGAAUGGACGGUUGGAAGGGCGUCACUGGCCUCUCCAUCUGCUUCAACGACGGCCGCCUGGAUGAGACUCUCGCAGAGGAAUUUCUUGGUUAUAUUGCGGGGUUCAUGCUGAAGUUUGCGGAGCAGUAAUUGGAGCCUACAUUGAAUCUUGAAUGGGUUGCUGCCGAAUGAAGGUGAUGGCGCUGGUCGAUACGAGACUUGAGACGAUGUCUUCACGAGCUCACAGAGUAGACAUGAACAAAGAGUAAUAAUUAAAGUUUGGUUCACCUGAAA